Tripterygium wilfordii is the source of this 975-nucleotide messenger RNA. Its product is annotated as peroxisome biogenesis factor 10-like. The coding region runs from base 68 to 709 and encodes 213 amino acids. The transcript has a single exon. The record is from RefSeq and is a predicted model, not a curated record. NCBI's taxonomy places the organism in Eukaryota, Viridiplantae, Streptophyta, Magnoliopsida, Celastrales, Celastraceae.
CAUACAUUCUUCGUUCUUGUUUGUUUCCUUGUUCUUUUGAAUUGUCCAUGGUUCUUUGUUCUGUAACAUGGAUUUGGAUUCAAAGUGCGACGCAUGGCCACUACCCGGAAUUGAGGAAGAUGAGUCUUUUACUUUUACAUGUGACAUGUUCUUCAUUCGCAUCAAUGUCGAUUUGAUUCAAGUACGGAAUGGCUUAGACGACGAGAUUGAACCAGAUGAUCUUGAAACCAGGUUUGUCAACUCCACAUGGUAUGUGCAACGUGAGCUGUUGAUGAACAAUGAAACAUCGAGGACUAUUGUGCGUGAGAAGCUGGUUGAGUUGGGUGUUCCAGUGGAAGGAUUCAUGGUUGAAAGGAUCUUGAACUGUGCGAGUAGCAUGGCAGGUGAUUGUGUUUAUUCGGGUAAUAGGGUUAUGGGUAUGUGCGUUUCUUUAUCUGCUUUUGUUGAUGAGUCUUCAGAGUUUGAUGUCAUGGAAGAUGAUGAUGAAGAUGGUGAGAUGGGUGCUUCUAGGUCUGCUAUUGAGAGAUUGGAGGUUGUGGAGGUUGAGGAAUCUGUGAAGCAAUGCGCGAUUUGUUUGGAGGAUAUGGUGGGUGGUUCCAGGGCUACUCGGAUGCCUUGCUUGCAUCUUUAUCAUGGAGUUUGCAUUGCUAGUUGGUUAGAGAAAAGCAAGCUUUGUCCAUUGUGCAGGUCUGAGAUUACCCAACUGUGAUGGAUUUUACGCCAUGUUUUUGAGCUUUUGAGUAUUUGUACUUCUGAAUUUGUGUUCAAGAAGGAUUUAUGUAUGCCAAUAAUGAUUUAUGUACAUUAGGUCUAUUGGGACAAACACUUAGAUUCGUAAGACUAUUCGGACCAACACUAGGAUCCAUCAGACAGCUGGGUCUAAGGUGCCUAGUUUAUGGGUUAUGUAUGUUUUGAUUUCUGAUAAUUUGCACUUCUGGUUAUAUAUUUCAAUGCUAGUAUUUGUUUGGUGGAUCA